AUGGAUUCAGAUACGUUUUUAUGUGCUUUAUUUGGUAUUCCAUGUUGCUUGAUGGAAAUAUAUAUUUCAAAGACAAAGUACUUAUCAUCAACAUCAUCAAAAACUUCAUCAAAAGAUCGUCGAACAUUUAUUUUUAUUUGGUUAUUUAUAAUAUGUUCACUAUUAUUUUCCAUACGUUGUGCUCGUUUAGGUUAUGGAUCAAAAAUAAUUGAUAAUAAAUCUUUUAUAUAUUAUUUAUGGAUUUUAUUUAAUAUUAGUUUAUAUCUAAUGGGUAUUUUAUUACGAAAACAAUCAAUAGAACAAUUAGGCAAAUGGUUUACGACUGUUAUUCGAAUAGAUGAAAAUCAACAAAUAAUUGACUUUGGAUGGUAUGAAAAAAUGCGACAUCCAUCCUAUGCAGGUAUAUUAUUGUAUUUUCUUGCUUUGGCUUUAUUUUUAAAUAAUUGGUUAAGUUUAUUUAUUAUAAUGAUACCAAUUUCUUUAGUUUUUUUUUAUCGAAUUCAUAUUGAAGAACAAGAAUUAAAAAAACAUUUUGGCAUAAAAUAUGAAGAAUAUAGACAAAAAGUACCAUAUAUUAUUAUUCCAAAAGUAUUUUAA
Messenger RNA from Rotaria sordida, 597 nucleotides. The record is from the annotation of a GenBank genome assembly. NCBI's taxonomy places the organism in Eukaryota, Metazoa, Rotifera, Eurotatoria, Philodinida, Philodinidae.